This is a messenger RNA of Quercus lobata, 1416 nucleotides long. RefSeq lists its product as uncharacterized. The transcript is spliced from 3 exons. Lineage: Eukaryota; Viridiplantae; Streptophyta; Magnoliopsida; Fagales; Fagaceae. The record is from RefSeq and is a predicted model, not a curated record. Gene Ontology annotation, molecular function: RNA-DNA hybrid ribonuclease activity; nucleic acid binding. Gene Ontology annotation, biological process: DNA integration. Bases 1 to 1416 code for a protein of 471 amino acids.
AUGGAGAAAUUGGCUUUUGCGCUGAUAACGGCUUCUAGGAAGUUGAGACAUUACUUCCAAGUUCAUGUCAUCAAUGUCAUGACGGACCAUCCGCUUAAGAAGGCAAUGAACAAGUUGGAAGCCGCAGGACGACUGAUUCAGUGGGCAGUUGAACUUAGCGAAUUCGACAUUCGGUACCAACCGAGAAAUGCAAUAAAGGCUCAAGCCUUAGCAGAUUUCAUCGCAGAGUUCACUCCAAGUUACGAAGACCUGGGGGAAGGAGAGUACAACAAAUGGGUCAUCCAUGUAGAUGGAUCAUCUACAUUAUAUGCUGGAGGAAUAGGAGUUGUUUUGCAGUCGCCGGAAGGGGACAAAUUGAAAUACAAGGCCCGUCUGCAAUACCAGACUACUAACAAUGAAGUGGAGUAUGAAGCCCUUUUAAAGGGGUUGGAACUGGCCAAAUCUGUAGAAGCAGACACAAUACUUGUCAUGGGAGAUUCUCAACUGGUCAUAGGCCAAGUCAAUGGAACAUAUGAAGCCAAGGAAGACAGAAUGAAGAAGGAAGAGAAUGUAGAGGCAGAUACUCUGGCGAAGGAAGCAUCUGCGAAUGAGGCGUUGGACGAUAUAGAUGGUGUAUACUACAUGCCAAGUAUAGACCUUCCAGAACUGAUGCAGAUAGAGGGAGAAGAAAAUUGGAUGACCCCAAUAGUGUCCUACUUAAAGGACGGAAGGCUUCCAGAAGAGAAGGACGAAGCUAGGAAGCUCAAGGUCAAGUCAGCCAGGUAUGUGCUUAUGGACGAGGUGUUAUACAAGAGAGGUUUUUCCCAGCCUCUCUUAAGAUGUUUGGCCCCAGACGAAGCGAAUUACAUGUUGAGGGAGGUUCACGAAGGAGCAUGCGGGAACCAUUCAGGAGCCAGAUCACUCGUCCAUAAAGUCAUCCGUAGCGGGUUCUAUUGGCCAACCAUCCAAGCUGAUGCUAAAGCAUAUGUCAAAGUAUGUGAUCAAUGUCAACGCUUCAGCAACAUUCCCAGACAACCAGCAGAAUAUCUCACGCCAAUGAUGGCCCCUUGGCCUUUCGCGCAAUGGGGACUAGACAUUUUGGGGCCCUUUCCGACUGGAACUCGGCAAAUGAAGUUUCUGGUGGUGGGAAUAGAUUACUUCACAAAAUGGGUGGAAGCCGAACCCUUAGCCAAAAUUACGCAGCAGAAUGUCAAGAACUUCGUCUGGAAGAACAUUAAACCGGUGUACUACACUAGCCGGGCACUCAGAGGAGCAGAGGGAAGAUAUCCGCUCAUGGAGAAAUUGGCUUUUGCGCUGAUAACGGCUUCUAGGAAGUUGAGACAUUACUUCCAAGUUCAUGUCAUCAAUGUCAUGACGGACCAUCCGCUUAAGAAGGCAAUGAACAAGUUGGAAGCCGCAGGACGACUGAUUCAGUAG